AACUACUUCGACCCGCAGCAGACGCAUCAUAUCAGUUGGACGACCGCACUCGCUAGAGCGACGUCGACCUGAAAGGGUUCAAAUCAAAUAUAACAAAAGUUCCGUUAGUGUUAUACAAAUAUUAUAGUAUCUGAAAUAUUAUUGUUUCAAUUGUGCUAAAAACGAUUUUGUGAAAUAGUUUUAUGUGAUUGUGACGGAAAUUUCUUUUAUUGCAUCAAAUAACGAUGCCUGGUCAGCGCUAAUAGUGUCAUCUGGACGUUAAAUUAUAAAAGUGUUUUAAAAACAUAACUAACUUUAGUAUAUGUAUUUAAUAAAGUAAUUGUUAUAGUGAAAUAAAUUUAUCAAAAAUGGAAGAAACCAAACAUCGAGCCAUUUUAUUGAACGUGCCAAAAACAAAACCUAUAGACAUCGACUUUCAGAACAUUACCUACACAGUGAAGCUUAAGAAAGAAAAUAAACAUGUCCUCAAAGGAGUUUCCGGAGUUUUUAAAUCCGGGCAAGUGUCUGCUCUCAUGGGUCCUUCCGGAGCAGGAAAAUCUACACUUCUCAAUGUUCUUACAGGAUAUAGGACUGAAGGAGUCACAGGCACGAUACGAACUUCUGGAUCUGAACAAGAAUUAAGAAAAAAAGGUUUAGGAUUAUAUGUUCCACCACAUUUUAGGAAGUUAUCCAGUUAUAUUAUGCAAGAUGAUCAACUAAAUCCUUUGUUCACUGUAAAUGAAAUCAUGAUGAUGGCUGCUCAGUUGAAACUUGGAGCUGGUCUCAGCACGAAAACUAAGCAGAUGCUGAUCCACGGCGUCCUUGAGACAAUCGGUCUGUCGGCGACCACGAAUACAAGGUGCGGGCGGCUGUCGGGAGGACAGAAGAAGAGGCUCUCGAUAGCGCUGGAACUGAUAGACAAUCCGCCGGUUCUGUUUUUGGACGAACCGACAUCAGGUUUAGACAGUUCCUCAUCUGCCCAAUGUCUAUCAAUGCUCAAAGAUCUGGCUCGAGGAGGAAGAACCGUCGUUUGCACUAUUCAUCAGCCCUCGGCUGCCCUUUUCUUGGAGAUGGACCAUGUGUACGUCUUGGCUGCUGGAACCUGCGUUUACAAGGGCGACAGUGCCAAUGUUGUACCUUUCCUGGGAAGUCUUGGCCUGCAUUGUCCGCAAUAUCACAAUCCUGCAGAUUACCUUCUUGAAGUGGCGAAUAAAGAAUAUGGAGACUUCACAGAACAAAUGAAUUUUGCUGCUCAAGACAAUAGUUGGCGUUCGGACGACGAUCCUGAAAAAUUGCAAAUGAUUUCCAUUGAAAGAGAAAACCACCAUAAUAAUAAUACUCUUAAGCCAAGUGAUAGUGAGGAAUUUGCUAAAACAAUGGUUUUAGUAGGACCUGCUUCGGAAUUUUGCAAAUUUUGGAUACUACUUCAGCGAUGUUUUGUUCAGCUAUAUAGAGAUUGGACUGUAACCCACCUAAAAGCAAUUAUUCACGUACUAGUUGCUGUAAUUUUGGGACUUUUAUAUGGUGAUUCAGGCUCAAAUGGUUUGAAGACAAUUAGUAAUGUUAGUUUGUAUUUGGUGUCACUAGUCUAUUUGUGUUACACAACUAUGAUGCCGGCAAUUUUAAAAUUACCUUCAGAAUUACCGGUAUUAAGAAAAGAAAGCUUCAAUAAUUGGUACAAGCUCAGGACAUAUUAUACAGCAUUUUUAGUAGCAAACAUUCCAGUACAAAUAAUGUUUUCUGUAUUAUUCUGUUCUGUUAGUUAUGUGAUGACAUAUCAACCAUUAGAAAUGUAUAGAUUUCUGAUGUAUGUUGCCAUUUGCGUCUUGGUUACCUUGGCAUCUGAUGGAAUAGGAAUAUUUUUAGGAUCUGUCACAGACCCAGUGAAUGGCACAUUUUUCGGUGCAAUUUUCACCUGUACAAUGCUGGUCUUUGCUGGAUUUUUAGUACAAUUUACUCAUAUGCCUAUAGUCUGGAGUUAUAUUUCGAAUAUCAGUUAUCUUAAAUUUGGCCUAGAAGGUCUAUUCAUAGCAGGUUACGGCUACGGAAGGGCCAACUUGCCUUGCCCAGAAGAUAUUUACUGUCACUUCAGGUCACCUAAGACUAUAACCAAAGAAUUGGAUAUGAAUUUGGACAAUUAUUGGGUAGACGUUGGUGUCCUGGCCGCCUUUUUUGUCGCCGUUAGAAUUGCAGGAUAUUGCACAUUAAAAAGAACAUUGAGAAACGGUUAAUUUAAAAAAAUCGUGUUUUUAUUAAACAUAAUUAUUUAUUUAUAAUUAAGGAUAAUAGAUAUGUGUUAGUG
This is a messenger RNA of Ctenocephalides felis (cat flea), 2281 nucleotides long. RefSeq names its product ATP-binding cassette sub-family G member 1-like. The record is from RefSeq and is a predicted model, not a curated record. Bases 348 to 2210 code for a protein of 620 amino acids. Gene Ontology annotation, cellular component: plasma membrane. Gene Ontology annotation, molecular function: ABC-type transporter activity; ATP binding; ATP hydrolysis activity. The transcript is spliced from 12 exons. Lineage: Eukaryota; Metazoa; Arthropoda; Insecta; Siphonaptera; Pulicidae.